CCGGUGACUAUUCUUGCCUUUUUCACGGCAUGGGCCAUAUUCAAGUUGAUCUUCAAGCUAGUUUUGUAUCCACAAUUCUUCACACCUUUGGAGCACAUACCAACACCAAAUAAUCGGAAUUGGUUGACUGGCAAUUCGAAUUCUUAUUCAAUCGAAGUGCCUUAUGCAAUGAUCGAAAGGUGGAUCAAGAGCAUGCCCGAUGCAAGCAUGAUUCGUUACUAUAUUGUUGGGAACUCUGAAUGGGUCCUUCCCACCAGUCCAGAAGCAAUAUAUGAAAUGCUCGUCAAAAGGGCUUACGACUUCGAAAAACCUGAAUUGGUUCGGCAUGUUAUGCAACACCUCGUUGGUGAUGGAAUUGUCCAGCGUAAAUCGCUUAACCUGGCGUUCUCGCCCCGUCAUAUUGAAAACCUACAUGCCAUGUUCUGGUCCAAGAGUCUGGAUAUGGUCAGUUUGAUAGAAAAAGAUUUUGCGACAAGAACAAAUGGAGACAACACCAUUAAAAUAAGUGACUGGUCUAGUCGUGUGACACUCGACAUCAUUGGCCAGGCAGGCAUGGGUGUUGAGUUUGACUCUUUGGAAAACCCUCAAAGUACGCUCUACCAAGCCUACCGGAAGCUAAUGACACCAUCAAAGAGUGAAAAACUGCUUUCUGUGUUUUGUAUUUUGUUCCUACAGCCCAAGCUCAUCUACCGAAUCCCCACAAGGCGUAACCGCGAAAUUAAGGCAUCCCAGCAGACAAUACGCGAUGCUGCUCGAAGGGUGAUUCAGCAGCGGAUGGCUGAAAAGGAAACAGUCGAAACAAAGAUCGAUAUUGUAUCAUUGGCCCUUAGCAGCAAGGCAUUUACCGAAGAGGGACUUGUUGACCAAGCAAUGGCCUUUCUUUCGGCUGGGCAUGAAACAACAGCAGCAGCUCUGCAGUGGUCAGUUUAUGCUCUUUGCAAGUAUCCAGACGUCCAAAUGAGGCUUCGCGAAGAAGUCCGCGCCCAUCUACCUGUCUCUUCAAUGGAAGAGCCUAAUCUCCCUCUGACUGCGAUCAAAAACCUCCCUUUUCUGAAUGCAUUCUGCGACGAGGUCCUUCGCUACUACCCUCCGGUUCCAAAGACUGUUCGCAGGGCUGUUCGUGAUACAUUAAUUGCUGGUCAUUUUAUUCCCAAGGGUACCAUGUUCGUCCUUGCCCCACAGGUCAUCAAUCAUAUGGAGGAAUUAUGGGGGCCCAACGCUAAAGCCUUCGAUCCGAACCGUUUUAUAAGCCCAACAGGGGCGUAUCAGCGUCCAAAGUCCAACAACUAUGCCUUUUUGACCUUUCUACAUGGACCUCGAAGCUGUAUAGCGCAGGACUUCGCCAAAGCAGAGCUUUGCUUUUUGAUCUCUUCACUUGUCAGGCGUUUUCAUAUGGAGCUGCAGUACCCCAACGCCAAGCUACUGGUUCAGGAGGACGUUACUGUAAGGCCGAGCGAUGGCGUAUUGGCCAAGUUUACCACUUUGGAGGGACUUUAA
This is a messenger RNA of Penicillium arizonense, 1497 nucleotides long. Its product is annotated as cytochrome P450. The transcript has 3 exons. The annotation marks the transcript as partial. Lineage: Eukaryota; Fungi; Ascomycota; Eurotiomycetes; Eurotiales; Aspergillaceae. The record is from RefSeq and is a predicted model, not a curated record. Gene Ontology annotation, molecular function: iron ion binding; heme binding; monooxygenase activity.